GGCGUGUCUUGGUUGGUCGCGUUGCCACCUGGGAGGGGUUAUGAACCGGAAGAAGUAGUGGAUGCAGCUGCUGAUCCAUUUUCGUUACCACUAUGAUGAUACACGGAUUUAAGAGUAGCAAUCAAGAUUUCAAUUUUGGGCCAUGGAAGGUGACAGCGACCAAGACCCAUAUCAUGAAGUCAGCUGACGUGGAGAAACUAGCUGAAGAAAUGCAUAUGCCAUGCCUCCCAGAAAUGAUGUUUGGUGCCAAUGUGUUGAGAAUUCAGCACUCUUCUGGCUUUGGGAUUGAGUUUAACGCUAAAGAUGCUCUAAAAAGGGUGAACAAAUAUCAGGGAGCUGUCAAAGUAGCUUGUGCUGAAGAGUGGCAGGAGAGUAGGUCGGACAGUGAGCAUAGCAAGGAGGUGGUGAAGCCAUAUGACUGGACGUACACAACAGAUUACAAGGGAACGUUUCUUGGUGACAGCCUGGUAUUUAAUGUUGUCCCAACGACGGAACGAAUAAACAUUGAGAAACUGAAGACAAGAGAGCAGAUCACGUUCUUUGAGGAGGUUCUACUAUUUGAAGACGAGCUUCAUGAUCACGGAGUGUCCAGUCUCAGUGUCAAAAUAAGAGUGAUGCCUUCCAGUUUUUUUCUUCUUCUUCGGUUCUUCUUGAGGGUUGAUGGGGUGCUCAUUCGCAUGCAUGAUACUCGGCUGUAUCACGAGGCAGAUAAGUCAUUUAUGCUGCGCGAGUACACCUCUAGAGAAAGUCAAAUAUCCAACCUGAGUCACGUUCCUCCCCCUCUCUACACUGAGCCCAAUGAGAUCUCUCAGUAUUUACCAGUCACGCAGUCAGUUUGUGAAAAGCUGGAGUUCCCAAUACUAGCUGAGGCUGAAGUUGCAGCACCUACAGUACCAACUAGUGUACCAGAGCCUUAAAUUGUAGAUAGCAAAAUGUUCUUUCAGCAGCAGAUC
Molecule: messenger RNA, 953 nt
Organism: Pelobates fuscus (common spadefoot toad)
Lineage: Eukaryota; Metazoa; Chordata; Amphibia; Anura; Pelobatidae
Gene: TIPRL
Product: TOR signaling pathway regulator
Exons: 2
Coding region: 93-917 (274 amino acids)
Biological process (GO): TOR signaling
Cellular component (GO): cytosol
Source: RefSeq, a predicted model, not a curated record